Messenger RNA from Pisolithus orientalis, 2423 nucleotides. Its product is annotated as ARM repeat-containing protein. The transcript has 12 exons. The record is from RefSeq and is a predicted model, not a curated record. Gene Ontology annotation, cellular component: GID complex. Gene Ontology annotation, biological process: proteasome-mediated ubiquitin-dependent protein catabolic process. Gene Ontology annotation, molecular function: protein binding. NCBI's taxonomy places the organism in Eukaryota, Fungi, Basidiomycota, Agaricomycetes, Boletales, Pisolithaceae. Bases 36 to 2336 code for a protein of 766 amino acids.
CGAGACGCGACGACCCAAGCCCGCCAGUCCAUUUCAUGACCGUGCGCCAGAUUACAGUCGGUUCGCUCAAGCAGCUCAAGAACGCCGUCAUCGGGAACCCAUCUGCAAAGUUAUCGCUUGCCAGAGACUCUGCAUUCAUCCAUCUACUCGUCAGUUGUCUCAACCAUCCCGCAACACCGAGCACUUGCGAAGCCCAGGGCUCGCAAGAUGACAUCCGCAUCGAAGCUGUCCACAUCAUUUCAUCCUUGGCAUACGGUUCGGAAACAGCGCUAUCCGGUCUACUCCGUGCCAACGCCCACCAAGAGGUCGUUCGUGCACUCACGAGUCCGCAUGCGUUAGGCACACCUCAAUUGAAGGCGGCACUUGCACGCGGCCUACGUGUGCUUGCGAGCUCGAUGGCCGAUGUCGUGGGUCCCUCACAAGGACCUAUGCGCACGUAUACACCAGAACAUCGUGCGGAAGCUAAGAUUGCACUCAACUUUCUCUUCGAAUAUGAAUGUCUUGACGUCUACCUCCCCCUACUCGAAGAUUCCUCUCUACAAACAUCCCUCUCCAUUGCUCAACUUAUCGGUGCAGCAGUCCGCACCGACACCCACCGCACCGCUAUCAUCGAAUGGCUCCCGCCCCAAGAACGCCAAAAAGAAAUAAAAAAUCGAAGAGGAUGGGAGAAACAUGACGUCGUCUACCAAGCUACGAAUGGCAGACACGGAGCUUGGGUCCUGCGUCACCUUGUCGCCAUGGUCCAAAAAAAGGAUAGUAAGGUACAAGAAGCCGCUUUAUCUUCCUUGGGAGCAUUGGCUAUGGACAAUCCUUCCGUGGCAAACAUUUUGACCAAGACACCGUUGGAAGCUCCUGUUCCUGCUCUUAACCUUGUUUUGACACAUGCUAAGAGCCGGGUGACGAGCGUACAGUUGGCGGCUUCGUCGUGUGCUACUCACAUCAUCCGUGCUCAAGGCAACCACUACCCAGGACAUUUGGACCACACAGCAGUCCUAACCGUCAUCCACGUUGUCAACCGCAUCCUUUCCUCGGCGUCCGAGCAGCCGCAAAGCCAAAUCAAAGCAUGCUAUACGCUAUAUUCACUUGUCAGGGACGAAAAGGAUUUUUGCGUUGAAGCAGCUGACCAGGGCGUACUAGCCAGUUUAGCAUCUCUUGUGAAAUCGAUCACACCUAUAGAAAACAGUGACGGCUGGGAAAUCGACGAGCCCGAUAGCAGGGUCAGCUUGAGGGAGGCAGCCCUCAAAGCCAUUGCAGCCAUCUCACUUUUUGAUAAGGUGAUCAAGCGGGAGGUAGCUGACACGUACGAUCUCAUACCUAUUAUACAAGCUUGCCUCACAGACAAGAACGUCGGCGUGCGAUGUUCGGCGUGUCAUUGCUUGCGCUCACUGAGUCGGGAUACGGCUGUGAUUAAGACGAAUAUUACAGAUAGUGGUGCUGGGAUGACGUUGUAUCAAGUGUUCAAGAAGGAAGACGAAGAUGUGCGCGUGAUUGCUGCCUCGUUGGCAACGGUGUGUAACCUUGUCAACGAUUUCUCCCCUUUGCGUAAGGUCAUGUUGGAAGACGGCCUGUUGCCGAGGCUGAUGCAAUUAUUUGGGAUGGAGGACCAGGAGAUUAGGGUUAGCGUGUUAUGGGCCAUAAAGAACCUUCUAGCGAAAAGCCAAUCGUCAACGAAAGACAUGGUCAUGCAACAUCUAGGGUGGUCACAGCUACCAGAUCUCGCAAAUGAUUCAGAUCCGGAGAUACAAGAACAGGCAUUCGCUAUUUUGCGCAACCUCACUGAUGACGAAACAGGUGUCAGCUUGGUUUUCGAAUCAAUGGGCGGCGAUACUCUUGCGAAUUGUCUUUCUGCGGGUUUGGACUCCCCACAUGAAUUAGUAACUCGAGAAACGACCUACGUGCUGGGGAACAUCGCCAACAGCGCCCGGUCCCAGCAAGAUCUCAUGUUCACGCACCCGCACAUCCUUGAUGGGAUACAUCACUGUCUUGCAGAUGCCCGCCCUGGGACACGUGUUCCACUGGUUGGAUGUCUGCUGACUCUGCUCCGUACCAACCCCCGACGGAAGCGCGACCUCGUAGAAGCAGGGUUUGUUUCAACACUUCGGCAUCUCUGCGAGCGGACUGGUGGCGGUGGAUCUGGUGGCGGGAUCAGUGUGGGUGGAAGCGGGAGCCUGGCCAUGAGCACGAGCCCGGUGGGCCCAAGACAUCAUAUGCAUCUGUACCAUUUGCAUCAUCCGCAUCGGCAUAUGAUAUGUCCGGAGGACGAUAGGGAGGCUGCCGUACUUGCGAAGCAGGUGCUAGAUUUGAUGGAUCCAUCGACAAUUGGGGAGAUGCUGUGAUGACUGCAUCUACUAGGGAUCGCUGGUGCUUUAGGCAUUUCUUCUAAUGAAAUGAUUGUACACACUUUCAAGAAAAAUGGUCAAGCA